AGCCUGAGGACGAGAAGGGGAGGGGCGUGAGCCUGAGCUCUCCUAAAUCUCACCUUACUUUGCUACGACUUUCAAAUGUAAUUACUACAGCGGGAUUAGCAGAAGUAUCCUGCAUGCACCGCACUGUUCCCAUUCCACCUCAGCUUCUGUAGAAGACUGUGACUUUUACACAUUUAUUCCGCCGUCCUGCACAGAGAGCUGGAAGCAUUUCUUUUUGCAUGCUAUGUUCUCGAACAGGCACAUUUGUGAUGAAUCAGGGAUUUUAGAGAAUUAUGGAAUAUUCCCCCUGACUCCAGACCUGGAGACUGUAGAAGAGAGAGCUACAUCUUAUUUCAUAUAGAACCUUUUGCUCCCUGCCGUCACUUUCAGCCACCUCUUGGCUUGGAUUUAGUGAUCAAUCAAUGGACCUUUUAUGAACCCUGGGGAAGUAUGACGGCUGUGAGUGUACAUUAAGCUGGAGCAGCAGCAGCACAGGACGCUGAUUCGGCUGCGGCUGGCGAUUGUGGCUGAAGAUCCUUUCUACCCCCAGGAGCACCCCACGUCUAGCUUCUCCGAUGCACUAUUGUACAGAUCAGGUCUUGCUGGCAGCCGGGCUGUAUAGAGUCAGAAAGUGCAAGUGGAUGAGAGAGCCAGAGAAGCAGCAGCCCCAGAGCCCUGUCUUCCACUAGGGCAAUCCUUGCUGCGUUUUAUGGGAGUCUUAUUAUUAGCACUGAAAAGCAUCAAUCAAACAAUUAAAGCUCAUCAGACAAGACCCACGGGCUAAUGCCUCUGGCAAUCUGAGCAGCAAACUUUCCCCCCUUUGCUCUAUGCAUGUGAUCACCAUUGAUAUCUAAUGAGAAAGGGAAGGCGAUUUUAAUUAAGGGAACCGGCUCCCCCACAAUACAGCUCAGCCCCUCCAGUCACAGAUCUGCAGCUCUCCAUCCCCGCAGAGGGCAAUGAAAAUGCUCCCCUGGGCCAUCUUCUUCCUGGCUGGGUGGACCUGGUGUGAAAAGUUAUCUCUGUGUUAUGGCCUUGACUACGACUAUCCUUAUUAUGACAACGAGGAGGAAAAAGCAGAGGUCAUAGACUACAAGGAUCCCUGCAAAGCCGUUGUCUUCUGGGGAGAUAUUGCCUUAGAUGAAGAAGAUUUAAAAAUGUUUCAAAUUGACAGAACAAUUGACCUCACUCAACAUAAAAAUGAAAACUUGGGACACACCACAGGUGGCCUUGAAGAGCAUGAUCUGUCAAAAAGAAGAGGAGCACUCUAUCAGCUUAUAGACAGGAUAAGAAGAUUUGGCUCUGGUUACGAACGCACAAAUGUAACUGGUGAAAAAUCAGAUCCUAAACCCUCAGGGAAAAGUGAAAGGAGGAGAAUUCCCAGAGCUGCGACGUCACGGACAGAGAGAAUAUGGCCUGGGGGAGUUAUUCCGUACAUUAUAGGAGGCAACUUCACUGGCAGCCAGAGGGCCAUGUUCAAGCAGGCCAUGCGGCACUGGGAGAAACACACGUGUGUAACAUUCAUAGAGCGCACUGAUGAGGAAAGCUACAUUGUAUUCACUUAUAGGCCUUGUGGGUGCUGUUCAUAUGUGGGUCGAAGAGGAAAUGGUCCUCAGGCGAUAUCCAUUGGCAAAAACUGUGAUAAAUUUGGAAUUGUGGUCCAUGAGCUGGGUCAUGUCAUAGGAUUUUGGCAUGAGCACACUCGACCGGACCGUGAUGAUCAUGUAACCAUUAUCAGGGAAAAUAUUCAGCCAGGCCAGGAAUACAACUUUCUGAAAAUGGAGCCGGGCGAGGUGAACUCUCAGGGAGAACCAUAUGACUUUGACAGCAUCAUGCAUUAUGCGAGGAACACCUUCUCAAGGGGUAUGUUUUUGGAUACAAUUCUUCCAUCCCGUGAUGAAAACGGUUUGCGGCCUCCUAUUGGUCAGCGCACACGACUGAGUAAAGGAGAUAUUGCGCAGGCCCGGAAGCUAUAUAGAUGUCCAGCUUGUGGUGAAACAUUACAAGAUUCUACAGGCAACCUGUCCUCUCCCGGGUUCCCAAAUGGUUAUCCUUCUUAUACUCACUGCAUAUGGAGAAUCUCUGUGACCCCAGGGGAAAAGAUAGUUUUGAAUUUCACAACUAUGGACCUCUACAAGAGUAGUCUCUGCUGGUAUGACUAUAUUGAAGUCAGAGAUGGCUUUUGGAGAAAAUCACCACUAUUGGGAAGGUUUUGUGGAGAUAAAGUGCCAGAGGUCUUGACAACAACUGACAGCAGAAUGUGGAUUGAGUUCCGAAGCAGCAGCAACUGGGUUGGAAAAGGGUUUGCUGCAGUUUAUGAGGCAAUAUGUGGCGGCGAAAUCCACAAAGAUUCCGGUCAGAUCCAGUCCCCCAAUUACCCAGAUGACUAUCGGCCAUCUAAGGAGUGUAUAUGGAAAAUAACAGUAGCUGAAAACUACAAUGUCGGAUUAACUUUCCAGGCAUUUGAGAUUGAGCGUCAUGACACCUGCGCUUAUGAUUACCUGGAAGUGAGAGAUGGGCACAGUGAGAACAGUCCUCUGAUUGGACAUUUCUGUGGUUAUGACAAGCCUGAUGAUAUCCGGUCUACCUCUAAUACCCUGUGGAUGAAGUUUGUUUCUGAUGCAACCGUUAACAAAGCAGGUUUUGCUGCUAACUUUUUAAAGGAGGAAGAUGAAUGUGCCAAACCAGACAAUGGGGGCUGUGAGCAGCGCUGUGUGAACACUCUGGGAAGUUAUAAGUGCUCUUGUGACCCUGGCUAUGAGCUUGGUUCAGACAAAAAAAGUUGUGAAGCUGCAUGCGGAGGACUAUUAACCAAACUCAAUGGAACGAUAACCACCCCUGCAUGGCCCAAGGAAUAUCCACCAAACAAGAACUGUAUAUGGCAAUUGGUUGCUCCUUCACAGUACAGGAUAUCAGUGAAGUUUGAGUACUUUGAAUUAGAGGGUAAUGAAGUUUGCAAGUACGACUUUGUUGAGAUACGAAGUGGCCUAUCCUCUGACUCCAGAUUGCAUGGGAAAUUUUGUGGGACUGAAGUGCCUGAGGUUAUUACUUCACAAUACAAUAAUAUGAGAAUUGAAUUUAGAUCUGACAAUACAGUAUCAAAAAAAGGCUUCCGUGCACACUUCUUCUCCGACAAGAAAGCUGCCUGCAAAGAGAACAUUUUUAUUUUUGAAUCUUGCAAGGACUUGAUAAAAAGGGACCCAGCUGGUCGUGUACAUAUACUCGACAGACUGUUGGCCUCUGACAGUCUCGGAGACAAAGACGAGUGCUCUAAGGAAAAUGGUGGCUGCCAACACGAAUGCAUAAAUACUAUUGGCAGCUACGUCUGUCAGUGCCGCAAUGGAUUUGUGCUUCAUGAGAAUAAACAUGACUGCAAAGAAGCUGAAUGUGAGCAUAGAAUUCAUAGCCCAAAUGGAGUAAUAACAAGCCCUAACUGGCCAGACAAAUAUCCAAGUCGAAAGGAAUGUACUUGGGAAAUAAGUGCCACUCCAGGCCACAGGGUUAAACUAGCAUUUAGUGAAUUUGAAAUUGAGCAACAUCAAGAAUGUGCAUAUGACCAUCUCGAAGUUUUUGAUGGUGAAACAGAGAAGUCUUCUAUUCUUGGACGAUUAUGUGGCAAUAAGAUUCCAGAUCCUUUAGUUGCCACAGGAAAUAAAAUGUUUCUCCGUUUUGUGUCCGAUGCAUCCGUACAAAGGAAAGGAUUUCAAGCCACCCAUUCCACAGAGUGCGGUGGCAGACUGAAACCGGAAGCAAAACCAAGAGACUUAUUUUCACAUGCCCAGUUUGGUGAUAACAAUUACCCAGUCCAAGCGGAUUGUGAGUGGUUGUUGGUUACGGAAAGAGGUCUGCGCGUUGAGCUUAGCUUCCCAACGUUCGAGGUGGAAGAAGAGGCAGACUGUGGUUAUGACUACAUAGAGCUAUUUGAUGGUCAUGAUACAUUAGCUAUGAGGCUAGGCCGCUUCUGUGGAUCAGGGCCUCCGGAAGAAAUCAUAUCCACUGGAGAUGCAAUACUAAUCCAUUUCCAUACUGAUGAUACAAUCAGUAAGAAGGGAUUUCAUAUACGAUACAAAAGCGUGAAGUAUCAAGAUGUCCUACACACCAAAUAACCUAUGAACCUCUGCAUUAUGAAAAUGGGGGAUUAAUGGCCACAUGUGUAAACUUGACAGAGGAAGUAUUUUUAUUUUUUUUAUCUAACGUUAUUAGUACAAAUGUUUUAUAUUGUAACUAGAAACGGAAGCAUCAAGAAAGAACUGUUUUGCCCAGGAAGAGACAAUUCUUGCACCCAAAAGACAUUAAUAAUAUGGAUGCGGAAUGAGACUACAUUGGUGACUGAACACCGGGUAUUGCAUGCUGCUAGGGAAGCUACAGGGAAAUUCACGAAAAUGACAAAUGAUAAAAAACAGUGCAUAAACUAUUAUAUUUUUUUUUAACAACCAAUUCGAGACAAAGUUGAAAAGUCGUCAUUCGAUUUGGAGGCCUUGAGCUAAAAAUCAUGUGCAGUUUAAAUUCUAACUUAACGUUGAAAGAAAGACAUUGGGAUUCAAAUCUAAAAGACGGAAAAAAACCUAUAAUUUAUAUUCUAUAAUAUACUUUUGAGUUUUGUGAAUUUCCCUUUAAGCGCUUUUAUACUUGGAUUGAUGUUUAGUCAGUGGCCCUUGCAAAAUCAAUCUGCAACAUUCAUUGAAAGUCCCACAAAGGACAGCUCUACCUUCUGACUGUUGUUGGAGAAGAAAAAGAAGACAAGACGAAAAGUUCCUGCAGGCCACAGACUCAUGUGUUCACUGAAAUUCUUAGACUGGACUUUUGUGCUUGGCAGACAGCUUAUCGUGCUAACAAAAUAGCAUACAGAAUGCAAAAUAAGAUGUUUAAGAGAUGUUCUGAAACCCGAUCAGCAUUCCUCCAUUUAUCCAGUUAAACAAAGAUGCUUAGGACCUGGGAACUUUAAGCCUCUUUGUAUUCGCACAGACGUCUGUUUUACAUACGAGAAAUAGCCACUUUUGUUCCCUUCGUUGUAACCAUCAUUUAUACGAAUGUAACAUUUAUUUCUUCCUAAUUUACAUUUAUAGUGUGAAUCCUGUUUACGAAAACAGGUUUUGAAUUUACUGGUCUACUAUGCCAUGUGUUGUAAUGUACUGUUACUUUGCACCAAACAUAAUCAGGGACCUGUUAGUGGUUUUCAAAUCUGUCCUGCUUCCCAGAAUCCUCAUAUUUUGAGGGAAAUAAAAAUAAAUGUAAAUCUUAACAGGGAAUCUAUUCGGCUUUAUUGCAAAACGUGAAAUCCAUGCAAUGGUUACCUUUUAGUAUUAAUAUGUAUAAUGGCUGCUAUUUCUUUAGUGUGUUACCAUAAAAGGCAAACUGUACUUCUCCCUCCAUUUACGGAUGUCUCAUAGUAGUGUUGAAUAGAAAAGGCUGGUUUUUCAGUGUUAUUGGUUUAUUCCACUUACAUAUCUUGUUAUUGGAUGAAAUCUCCAAUGGUGCUAUGUCAGUUAAGAAAACACACAAAAGAUACACUGAUUAAAAUAAAAAUAAGUAAUCAAUAAUUGAGCCAACUAGGAAAUGAAUGUGUCCCUAUACUGGUCUAUAUAUGAAUACUAAAGACUGAGGAAGUAUAUAAAGAAAUCAUUGCAAUUCCUGCUCUGUUCUGUGGAGGAACAAUUGUUGCCUUAGAAUUCUUGCACAUGAUCAAACAGAUCUUGUAGAUAUAUCUGUAAUUUGAUACGUCUCUUGACAACUCUAACAUUUUAAUGUAUGUUACAAAAGAUCUUUAAGGAUACUGUAAACGUAGCUAUAGCAUAUAUUGUACAUAUAAUGCUUUGCUUUCAGUGUAGGUUGUACUGUUAUUUUUGAACAGUUAUAUUAUGUGCUUUUAGACAUUGUUCAGUGCUAGCCAUAAUGUAUCUGUAAUGUCUGUAUGAAUGUAAAUGUUCCAGAUGUGUGAAAUAUCUUGUAUGGUUGACUCGUUAAAUUGUUACUUUGUGCCAAAUUCUUUGGAUUUUAUUUUCAUAGUUUUUUAUUUUAUUUUUGACAUUAGCAACUUUUAUUUAAAGUUGUCAAAUGCCAAAAAUAUGGGCUAUUUAAAGGUAUUGGGAUUGCGACUGAAAUGGAGUUCUGUUCUAUUAAAUAGAUCUUUUGAUAUUAUUUGAUGUAGGUUGCUAAAUACAUUGGCUUCGAACAUCUGUUAACUCACCACAAACUUUCACUGGCACUAAUAAAUUGUUUUUUUCUUUAUUAAA
Molecule: messenger RNA, 6209 nt
Organism: Pseudophryne corroboree (corroboree frog)
Lineage: Eukaryota; Metazoa; Chordata; Amphibia; Anura; Myobatrachidae
Gene: TLL1
Product: tolloid like 1
Exons: 23
Coding region: 936-4082 (1048 amino acids)
Biological process (GO): proteolysis
Molecular function (GO): zinc ion binding; calcium ion binding; metalloendopeptidase activity
Source: RefSeq, a predicted model, not a curated record